AUGGCGGUAAGAGAGCGGUGCCGACCACGUGGGGCGCAGGCCGCAAGUAGUACGGGGGCGUGUGGCCGCUCGCUCCCUGCCCCCUCCUUUCCGGCGCGGCAGAAGCGUGGCGGGGCCGCGCGGCCCGAGGGCGGGCGGGGCCGGCCGCGUUGCCGGGUUACCCGGUGGCUGAGCGGCCGCUCGGCCAAUCGCGGCGGAGCGGGGGCGGGCGCCGUGACGGCUGCAGGUCGGCGGUGGCCGGGAGGGUUCAGUUCGGCCGCGGCCGCCUGCAGCAUGGUGGCUGCCGCCGCGCUCCCGGCCGCUGGCCUCCUCUACUGGGUGGGCGCGCUGGGCGCCCUCUACGCGGUGGCGCUGGCCUCCUACCGCCUGCUGGCCGGCCUCCGCCUCUGGGUGCUGGGCAGCGGCGCCGCCGCCGUGGGGCCGGCGCUGGGCGCCUGGGCAGUGGUCACAGGAGCUACUGAUGGGAUCGGAAAAGCCUAUGCAGAAGAGUUGGCAAGACGUGGAAUGAAGGUGGCUCUAAUCAGUAGGUCAAAAGAAAAACUGGACCAAGUUGCUAGUGAAAUAAAGGAGAAGUACAAAGUGGAAACAAAAGUCAUUGUGGCAGACUUUGGAGAGAGAGAAGAUAUUUACAGUAGAAUCAAAGCAGGAUUGGAAGGCCUGGAGAUCGGUGUUUUAGUCAACAAUGUGGGAAUUUCCUAUGUUUAUCCUGAAUAUUUUCUUGAUGUUCCAGACCUGGAUAAGACAAUCGACAAAAUGAUCCACAUUAACAUCAUGGCUGUUUGUAAGAUGACACGAUUGGUGCUGCCCGGCAUGCUGGAAAGAUCAAAAGGGGUAAUCCUGAAUAUCUCCUCAGCUGCUGGGAUGUAUCCAACUCCACUGCUGACUCUUUACUCCGCAACCAAGGCUUUUGUGGAUUACUUCUCCCGAAGCCUCCAUGCAGAAUACAAGAGCAAGGGCAUCAUUGUGCAGAGUGUUCUACCGUAUUACGUGGCAACAAAAAUGUCCAAAAUCCGCAAGCCAACCUUCAGUAAGCCCAGUCCUGAAACGUAUGUCAGAGCUGCCUUAGGCACGGUGGGCCUGCAGUCCCAGACCAACGGGUGCCUACCCCAUGCACUCAUGGGAUGGAUCUUCUCUCUUCUGCCUACACCUGCUGUCAUUAAUUUAGUCAUGAGAACAAACAAACAAAUACGGGCUCGUUAUUUGAAAAAAAUGAAGGAGAAGUAAGUUGGAGGCAACUUGAAUUUGGAAGCCUGGGACUCCUGCAGGUUCCAUACCCAUGCUGCAGCACCAAGCAGACCUAAUGUUUUAAAUAUCUUCAAUUGUAGGUGUACUUUCCAACAAGCAAAACAGUCUUGUUUUGAGGAUACAGGUGAAACAAGACUGUUGACUUCUAAUAUUGAUUUAAAAAUAGGCUUUAUUUGUUUAUAGAUAUUAUGAGGGGGGGAACUGCUUUGGACUAAAAUUGCACUGUGCUUUAAGAAAUACUUACAUGGACUUGAUCGGAUAUUGGGCUGUUGAGGAACAGCUUGGUUAUAUAGUGUCCAUCACAUCUAUGUAUUGUGCGCGUGGGUGAAGGGCAGAAAAAUAGUAGUUCUCACAUAUUCCUGGACAGGUGGGCAGCAGUGGGAAGGGAGCAUAUUUAUUUUAAAAAGCAACCUAACAGUAUUGACAGAGUAUAACUUUUUCCCAGCUCAGGUUUUCAGUACUUGCAAGGAUUCUGCAUUGCCAGUCAGCUCAUGAGCGCUCCCCUGCUUACACGGUCCAGUUUGAUUUUUGAUUAUAAACUUAAGGGAAAUGGGCCAAAACCCAAAAUAAGUGUAAUUGCUUAUCUAUAAAUAUAUACAUAAAAUAACAUUGCAAAAAGUAUUUAAAUUCUUGGUUCUUGAAUAUGGAUUCUAACUUUUCAGUAAUAUGUAAUCUUUAUGAUCUGUAAUAACAUUUUUAAAAGUUCAGUGCCUGCUCUUUGUAAUAGAUGGUGAUAACACAAUGUAGAUAAAUGUCAAGUUAUGUGUUACGUGCUGGUUGCUAUGUAAAAGAUUAUAGGCACUUUAAAUGCAGAGCUUGAAAUGAGUUACUCUCCUUGUUAGCAAUGAUGGUUAAAUUAAAUUCUUUUCGAAGUAUGUAUCAGUCUGUCUUUUUGGUGAGGCCCUUUGAAAUGUGAAUCCUGAAUAUUUGAGACAGCUUUAAAAAUGAGAACCAGUGAAGUUCUUUAAAUGUAGAACAUUUUUCAUUUAAUUGUUUUUAAAUGAACUGAUUUGUUUCAUGGUUCUAUUCCAAAAUGGAGUGCUCCAGUGAGGCUGAAGUUACCCAACUCCAGGAGACAGGGAUCAGAGUAUAUGAGGAGUCUGCACUGCUGUUGUCUGUAAUUACCUCCUCUUUAAAUAAAGAUUUUGGUCUCUAUGUUGCUUUUUAUAAACAUAAAAUGUACUGAAACUUACAAGGCAAAUCAAAUUGCGAGCAGCUACCAAUGUUUUCUGUGGUGAUGUCCUGUGGUUGAAGAAUGGAGGUUGUUUUCUGCCCUUGAAAGAAUAAUUUCAAGCUCUGAUUUUGAAGUAAAAUAUGUUGUACUGAGACAUGAUUUGGGGCUAACAUUUCUGUACAUUGAAAAAACCUGAAUACCGAUGCAAUGGUGCUGAUCAAAUCUGAGACGCAGAUCCUAUCCCAUAGUUUUCUUAACUUUUUGGGGGAUGGUGAAGUCAGUGGUAUUAGUUCUGUAAGAGCGCAUGACUUGGUUUGCUCUGGAUCUGAUGUGGAAGCAUUGGACUAAACAUUCUGUAUGUUUUUGACUUUGUAAAACAAAUAAAAUGGAAUUUACUCUGAA
Molecule: messenger RNA, 2821 nt
Organism: Gymnogyps californianus (California condor)
Lineage: Eukaryota; Metazoa; Chordata; Aves; Accipitriformes; Cathartidae
Gene: HSD17B12
Product: hydroxysteroid 17-beta dehydrogenase 12
Cellular component (GO): endoplasmic reticulum
Molecular function (GO): oxidoreductase activity
Source: RefSeq, a predicted model, not a curated record